Hydractinia symbiolongicarpus is the source of this 972-nucleotide messenger RNA. Its product is annotated as neuropeptide Y receptor type 1-like. Gene Ontology annotation, biological process: G protein-coupled receptor signaling pathway. Gene Ontology annotation, molecular function: G protein-coupled receptor activity. Bases 1 to 972 code for a protein of 323 amino acids. The transcript has a single exon. NCBI's taxonomy places the organism in Eukaryota, Metazoa, Cnidaria, Hydrozoa, Anthoathecata, Hydractiniidae. Gene Ontology annotation, cellular component: membrane. The record is from RefSeq and is a predicted model, not a curated record.
AUGAAGCUUAAUGCUAUUAUUUUUACCUACAUCAGUCCAGUAAAUGCAGCAUUGAUAAUAAUAUUAAACAUACUUGAGAUUGUAGUGAUGUUCAAGACUAAUAUGCAGAGGGUCUUGUCUCCUUCUUUGGUGUUUAUUCUAAAUUUAUCCAUCUCCGAUAUAAUGGUCGGGUUUAUGAUCAUCAUGGUUAAAGUGUUCGCAUUUCUUUUAAAAACAAAGUACAAAGGAAAUAAAGUUCUUUUGGAAUCCCUUCAUGUGACUAAAAACUUCAUGUUGAGGUUGUCAUUGCUGCUCUCAGUUUUAAAUCUUAUGACUUUUACAGUUGUAAGAAUGCUUGCAGCGAGAAAGCCAUUGUUUUACAGAAAGAUCACAAGGAGAAUUGCCAUUAACAUUUGUUACUGCAUCUGGCUUGUCGCUCUGGUUUUUGUCACUGGUUACUAUUGUGCCAUGAAAUUUACUCUAACAGUAGAGGAAAAUAACAAAUUUGAAACCAUUUUGUUUCCCCUGUCAACGUACGUGGUAUCGCUUGGUUUUUGUUACUGCUAUUGGAGCAUAUAUGCAUCAAUAAGAGAGCAGAAAAGAAAACUUGCCAAAUCAGACAUAACCUGGACAAAUCUAUCGGAACCAUCAACAUCUAAUUGGGUAAAGGAGAAGAAAUCAAAACAGAAAAAAAACAAAAUGUUAGAUAACGAAAGGAAAAUUCUACGAAUUGCUGUGUUGUCUGUCUGUGCCUUUAUGGCUUGCUGGCUACCCUUAUCUACAUUUGCACUAAUAAAAGCCAGCGGUGCGCUGGAUGGCUGGAAAUACGCACUGGACGUGGAGUAUGUGUUUUUUACUUUGGCUUUUGUGAACUCCAUAUUGGAUCCAUUUAUCUACAUGUUGAUAUCCCAUGAUUGCAAGAAAUAUAUUGCCAAGUUAUUCAAGAGAGAACCUGACACAGAAACAAUAACCAUAACACUCUCUUCAUUAUAA